Messenger RNA from Trametes versicolor FP-101664 SS1, 1656 nucleotides. RefSeq names its product CK1/CK1 protein kinase. Bases 1 to 1656 code for a protein of 551 amino acids. The transcript has 5 exons. The record is from RefSeq and is a predicted model, not a curated record. Gene Ontology annotation, molecular function: protein serine/threonine kinase activity; ATP binding. Gene Ontology annotation, biological process: signal transduction; peptidyl-serine phosphorylation; endocytosis. Gene Ontology annotation, cellular component: nucleus; cytoplasm. Lineage: Eukaryota; Fungi; Basidiomycota; Agaricomycetes; Polyporales; Polyporaceae.
AUGGCACACCAGCCCAAAUACCCUCGCUAUGUGGGAAACUACGAGCUCCACCAGAAGCUCGGCGCCGGAUUUUCAGGCGCCAUCUUCUGCGCGAGACACGUCCACACCAACCAGUGGGUCGCGCUCAAACUACAGCCGAUAGACGAGGCGUGCCCGACGAACAGAUAUGAGCGCAGCUUCUACCCCGCGCUGCAGGGCGGCGAGGGCAUGCCCACGCUCUGGGCGUCCGGCCACCACGGCACCUGGGACUACCUCGCGAUCGACCUCCUCGGGUCCAGCCUAGACAGCCUACACCGACAGAAAACGACAGACGUGUGGGAUUUGCGCAGCGUCUGCUGCAUCGCGCAGCAAGUGAUCGCGCGGCUGGAGUUCAUGCACGCGCGCGGGCUGCUGCACCGCGACAUCCAGCUGGGCAACUGCGUGCUCGGCCUCCCACCGAACAACACGACGAUCUACAUGAUCGACUUUGGGUUCUCCAAGUUCUACAUCGACCAGCGCACGAAGCGCCACAUCCCGGACAGCAAGGCGCCGCGCGACUUCAUCGGCAACUACUGGUUCUCGUCCGUGCGCGUGCACUGCCGUGGCUCAGUGCCGUCACGGCGAGACGACAUGGAGGCCGUUGCGCUCAUGCUCAUCCACAUGCUCACGCCUGGCGGGCUGAGCUGGACGCGGAACGGGGUGCCCAAGACAGACGAGGCGCAUAAUCGUCUUAUGUACGAGAAACGAAAUGCUACGCCGGAAGACAUCUGCCGCGGGCUGCCACCAGUGUUUGAGGAAUUCCUGAGGUCGUGCCGCCGGUUACAGUUCGCCGAGCGGCCAGACUAUGAGCGGUGGAUUGAGGAAUUCGCCAACCUCGCAGAGGACAACGGGUUCCCAAGUAGUCCGGCCUUCAUUUGGCCACCACCAAACCCAGAGCCCACUGUGCGUGUGCAAACUGCACCACUGCGGAAAGACUCUGGGGAACUGGAGGGUGUCCUCAACGGUCUCGCGAACAUGCAGCUUGGAGAGCGGCAGGUGCUCGGCGUCCGUGACAAUCUCGUCAACCGGGACACUAACGCCGCACCCAAGGACGGCAAGAAAGGCGGCAAGCCGCCCAAACCCUCGCCCCCAAAGAGCAAAGAGGUCAUCAACCUCAUCAGCGACGACGAGGGCUCGCGGGACGAGAACGCGCGCGCUGCCCCAGCGGCAGGGCGGCUCACCAAAGCGGCGCGCCUCGCGCAGAUCGCACGAGAAGUCGCGGCCGCGACGGACAACAUGGCACUCGCCGGGCUCGUGCGUGACUUUGCGCGCACGAUGGAGGAGAACCGGUCGCGGAUGCUCACGAAGGAGGGCUUCGCGGUGCUCGACGCGCUGCACAAGCAGCUCGCGGACCCGAGCGUGUUCGCGGGCCCGAUCCGCACGGCGCGGGCGCGGGCGAGCGGGGCCUCGGAGGCGUCGCAGGGAGGAGACGGGGGCGCGCGCGAGACGCGGCAGGGGAAGAUGAACAAGUUGUGGCGGCUGGGGCAGGACGUGCGGCGCGCGGCGGGGAACGAGCAGCUGGCGGCGCUCGUCGUCGAGUUCGGCGCGGUCAUCAACGGUUCGAGCGGGCGGACGGUCACGAAGGACGGGUUCGGGUUCUUGGCGGGCCUUGCGGGGCGCCUGGACGCGCUGGCGUAG